AUGGCCGACCCCACCACCGAAGAACCCCAAAUCACCUUCACCCAGAUCGACGUUGACCUCGACGUACAAGAGAUCCUACUCGCUGCCUCCCAACACGACCUUGCGAAGCUGCGCCGACUCGUGCGGACCCAAUCGCAGCUCCCUGACGCAGCCAAUGUCAAGGACCCGGAAACAGGCUAUUCGCCUCUGCACUCCGCAAUCGCUGCCUGCGAACCCGAAACAGACGACAAGGCGAACGGCGCGACCAGCACUAUUGAUCCCGAGGUGUUGAAAUCCGGCGUUGAAACAGUCAAGCUCCUCCUCCAGGAGGGCGCAAUCUGGAAUGACCUCGACAAGAACAACGAGACACCAGGCUGUCUCGCCCGGCGCAUCGGCGCAAUGGAGCUGUACGAUCUGAUCGUCGACGCCGGUGUGCGUGCUGAGAUGCUUAUGAACCGAUUGGACGGAUACGAAGAACUUUCCGACGAGGACGAAGACGAAGAGAAAGAGGAGGGUGAAGGCGACGAAGAGUCCAGGAUAGCACCACAGCUAGUCGACGCCUCCGCAGAGCAAGCAAGCACCUCAACAGACGCACCGGCAAACCCAGAAGUCACUAACCGGGGCUACCUCGACUCGAACCUAACUAUCCAAAAAGACCGGAUUCUCGAUUCAGACCAGAACGGCGUCAUGAUGGAGUGGGAAAGUGAGAUUAUGCGCAAAUCCGCAGAAAAGCUCCUUCCUACCCCAGGCCUGAAGGUUUUGAACAUCGGUCAUGGAAUGGGUAUCGUGGACGGGUUCUUGCAGGAGAAGGCACCCGCAUCGCACCACAUCAUCGAAGCGCAUGCGGAGGUUGUGGCUGAGAUGAAACGGCGUGGCUGGGAUAGCAAGCCUGGUGUUGUGAUUCAUGAGGGCCGCUGGCAGGAUAUCCUGCCUGUUCUUGUAGGCAAUGGGGAGACGUUUGAUGCGAUCUACUACGAUACGUUUGCGGAGUCGUAUGCCGAUUUCCGGGACUUUUUCUCGGAACAGGUUAUUGGACUGUUGGAGCAAGAUGGCAAAUGGGGAUUCUUUAAUGGGAUGGGAGCUGAUCGCCAGAUCUCCUAUGAUGUCUAUCAGAAGGUUUCGGAGAUGGAUAUCUUUGAGGCGGGCUUCGACGUUGAGUGGGAGGAUAUUCCGGUGCCCAAACUGGAGGGCGAGUGGGAGGGCGUGAGGAGAGCUUACUGGGUGGUUGAUAACUAUCGCCUGCCGCUGUGUCAGUUUAUGGAUUAA
This is a messenger RNA of Penicillium cinerascens, 1245 nucleotides long. RefSeq names its product protein-arginine N5-methyltransferase (gene rmt2). The record is from RefSeq and is a predicted model, not a curated record. The transcript has a single exon. Bases 1 to 1245 code for a protein of 414 amino acids. Gene Ontology annotation, biological process: peptidyl-arginine methylation. Gene Ontology annotation, cellular component: cytoplasm; nucleus. Gene Ontology annotation, molecular function: protein arginine N5-methyltransferase activity. NCBI's taxonomy places the organism in Eukaryota, Fungi, Ascomycota, Eurotiomycetes, Eurotiales, Aspergillaceae.